Molecule: messenger RNA, 4074 nt
Organism: Echinops telfairi (small Madagascar hedgehog)
Lineage: Eukaryota; Metazoa; Chordata; Mammalia; Afrosoricida; Tenrecidae
Gene: TLE4
Product: TLE family member 4, transcriptional corepressor
Exons: 21
Coding region: 1-2430 (809 amino acids)
Biological process (GO): negative regulation of canonical Wnt signaling pathway; regulation of DNA-templated transcription
Cellular component (GO): transcription regulator complex; nucleus
Molecular function (GO): transcription corepressor activity; protein binding
Source: RefSeq, a predicted model, not a curated record
AUGCAACCUCACUUGCUGCAAGAGAAGAAGACUUUAACGCACUUAACUUUGGAGACCAAAGAACACAUCCUCCAGUAUGGCGUCAUCAACAAAUAUUUGCUGAGCACCAACUAUGUAUCGGACAUCAUCCUGGGCAUUUGGAGUACAGCUGCACCGCAUCAGCCUGCUCAACCCUUUAAAUUUACAAUUUCCGAGUCCUGUGAUCGGAUUAAGGAAGAGUUUCAGUUUUUACAGGCUCAAUACCACAGCCUGAAGCUGGAAUGUGAGAAACUGGCCAGUGAGAAGACAGAGAUGCAGCGGCAUUAUGUCAUGUAUUAUGAAAUGUCUUAUGGGUUGAAUAUAGAAAUGCAUAAGCAGGCAGAGAUUGUCAAGAGGCUGAAUGCAAUCUGUGCACAAGUCAUUCCUUUCCUGUCCCAAGAGCACCAGCAACAAGUGGUGCAGGCUGUGGAACGGGCCAAGCAGGUGACCAUGGCAGAGCUGAACGCCAUCAUUGGGCAGCAACAACUCCAGGCCCAGCAUUUAUCACAUGGACAUGGUCUGCCGGUGCCUCUGACUCCACAUCCUUCAGGGCUUCAGCCCCCUGCCAUUCCACCCAUAGGUAGCAGCGCAGGGCUUCUGGCCCUCUCCAGUGCCCUGGGAGGCCAGUCCCACCUUCCAAUUAAAGAUGAGAAGAAGCACCAUGACAGUGAUCACCAAAGAGACAGAGACUCCAUCAAGAGCUCUUCGGUGUCCCCCUCAGCCAGUUUCCGAGGUGCUGAGAAGCACAGGAACUCAACUGACUAUUCGUCUGAGAGCAAAAAGCAGAAAACCGAAGAAAAGGAAAUUGCAGCUCGUUACGACAGUGAUGGUGAGAAGAGUGAUGACAACUUGGUCGUUGACGUUUCUAAUGAGGACCCAUCUUCCCCUCGAGGGAGCCCAGCACAUUCCCCAAGGGAGAAUGGGCUGGACAAGACGCGCCUGCUCAAGAAAGAUGCCCCGAUUAGUCCAGCUUCUAUUGCAUCUUCCAGCAGCACACCUUCCUCCAAAUCCAAAGAACUUAGCCUUAAUGAAAAAUCCACCACUCCUGUUUCAAAGUCUAACACUCCUACUCCACGGUCUGAUGCACCAACCCCAGGCAGUAAUUCCACUCCUGGGCUGAGGCCUGUUCCUGGGAAACCGCCAGGAGUUGAUCCGCUGGCUUCGAGCUUGAGGACCCCUAUGGCAGUUCCCUGUCCAUACCCAACCCCAUUUGGGAUUGUGCCCCAUGCCGGCAUGAACGGAGAGCUGACCAGCCCGGGGGCCGCCUACGCUGGACUGCACAACAUCUCCCCACAGAUGAGUGCGGCUGCCGCUGCCGCCGCCGCUGCUGCUGCAUACGGCAGGUCACCUGUGGUUGGAUUUGAUCCACACCAUCACAUGCGUGUGCCAGCAAUACCUCCAAACCUGGCAGGUAUUCCAGGAGGAAAACCAGCAUACUCCUUCCACGUCAGUGCAGAUGGUCAGAUGCAACCUGUCCCCUUCCCCCCCGACGCCCUCAUUGGCCCUGGCAUCCCCCGGCACGCUCGCCAGAUCAACACUCUCAACCACGGGGAGGUGGUGUGCGCUGUGACCAUCAGCAACCCCACGCGGCACGUGUACACGGGCGGCAAGGGCUGCGUCAAGGUCUGGGACAUCAGCCACCCUGGCAACAAGAGCCCUGUCUCUCAGCUCGACUGCCUGAACAGGGAUAACUACAUCCGUUCCUGCAGAUUGCUCCCUGAUGGGCGCACCCUAAUUGUGGGAGGGGAAGCCAGUACUCUUUCCAUUUGGGACCUGGCGGCUCCGACUCCCCGCAUCAAGGCCGAGCUGACGUCCUCAGCUCCUGCCUGCUACGCCCUGGCCAUCAGCCCUGACUCCAAGGUCUGCUUCUCAUGCUGCAGUGACGGCAACAUCGCCGUGUGGGACCUGCACAACCAGACGCUGGUGAGACAGUUCCAGGGCCACACAGACGGGGCCAGCUGUAUUGACAUUUCUAACGAUGGCACCAAGCUCUGGACGGGCGGUUUGGACAACACGGUCAGGUCCUGGGACCUGCGCGAGGGGCGGCAGCUGCAGCAGCACGACUUCACGUCCCAGAUCUUCUCUCUGGGCUACUGCCCGACUGGAGAGUGGCUGGCAGUGGGGAUGGAGAACAGUAACGUGGAAGUGCUGCAUGUCACCAAGCCUGACAAAUACCAGCUACAUCUGCAUGAGAGUUGUGUGCUGUCACUCAAGUUUGCCCACUGUGGCAAGUGGUUUGUAAGCACUGGAAAGGACAACCUUCUGAAUGCCUGGAGAACACCUUACGGGGCCAGCAUAUUUCAGUCCAAAGAGUCCUCAUCAGUGCUCAGCUGUGACAUCUCUGUGGAUGACAAAUACAUAGUCACCGGUUCUGGAGAUAAGAAGGCCACAGUUUACGAAGUUAUUUAUUAAGGAUAAACCUUCAUGCGAACUGGACUCCUUCUUGUAGCACUUUGCUCUCUCAUCUUGUCCCCACCCCCACCCCCAUCUAAAACCAAGGGUUCCAGAUACUCACAAGUGGUUGUGGAAUUUCAUUCCCUUCCUUAACCCUCCCUCUUCCUACUUGCUAUUGAAUUGUGAAUACUCAUUAAGAACCUGUGAUACCAAAUCUUACAGAUACCUACUUGGAAGAACAUGGGAUAGGCAUACUUAUCAGUGACCUGAAUCUUUAAUUAUGUAUUAUAUCUGUAAUAUAUUUAUUUUGUUUAAAGAACGCUUUCUAACAAUGACUGACUAAAUAAAGCUGUCUGCUUCUACAUUGAUAAUGAAGAUGCAUUGUAUUUGAUCCCCAACCCCCCACUCCUUUUUGGCAAAGGGGGGGUGGGGAAAGUUUAAAAUAAUUGAUUUAAAAGUGUCACUAAAUGUAGACUAACGACUGUAUAGAGAUGUGAAAUGUAUAAUUACACCUGGAAGCAAUAUGUUGCUGUGUUGUUAAGUUUUAAAGGUUUUUGUUGUUGUUGGUUUUCUUUUGUUUGUUUUUAACGGAUUUUAGUUUGAAAACUCAGCUGAAUAAUUGGAACUUGACAGCCCAAGUUGUAUUCAUGAAGCUCAACCAUUUAUCAAUAGCUUUAGAUAACAUCUUCUUUAAAAAGAAAAAUCAUUGGGAGUUUUGUUUUGGUUUUUUCUUCCCCCUCCCUCCUUUUACUGACAAGCAUCUUUGUAAUCUGUUUUGAAUUACUUUCUAUAUUAUAGACAGAUGAACAAAGUAAUUGGCCCAAAAGAGACCACCUAAUCCCUUCUGGAUAUUUUUGCCAUGUUUUCUUUGCAAAGGGAGAUGUGUGUCUUUGGGUGGUUUUGUUGUUGGAAGAAACGAUGGGAUAUUUUUUGGCAUGUUCUUUGGGAACUGCACAGGCAAGGGGGACGAUUCCUACCACUGUGCAAGCCAAUCCUUUUACAGAACAAAGCCGGCAGAGGAGGACUUGCAAGAGCCUCCCUCUGACAAACAGGAAGAAUGGACGCUCACACCUGGGACGAGGACUUUCUCUCUUGACCUCCGGUUCUUUCUAUGUCUGAGUUGGAUGUCCCCACUAUGGACACAGGCUGUGCCAUUGUGCCAGAGACGUUGUGUUACCUUUUAUGUUGUUGUUGUUGCUGUUCAACUAUGAUAUGUGACUCCUCCUUUUUUUAUUCCUAUUUUUGUUUGUUUGUUUGUUUGUUUGAAUGCUUUAAAAAAAAAAAACCUUUUAAGUCUGUGGAUCUGCUGAUGUACAGUGCCUUUGCUGCUAUGGAUCAAAAUCAAGAGAACCGUGUAGAUAAACUUUAUUGUGUAAGUAGAAAAUCACUUAAUUUCUUACUAGAAAUGGAUGGAUGCUGCAAGUUGAAAUGGACUGUCCACUGACGUUCCUAAUGUGGUAGCAGAAAAAAAGGUGUCUUAAGUGCGUAGUGUUUGAUGUCAUUAACAGUUUCGUAAACCUCCACAGUGUAGAAAGAUUUUGAUACUAAAUUGUGCAUUGUACAUAGUUCUAAUGCAUUGUAUUGACCCACCAGUACUUCUAUAAUGGUAGAUUGUUUGUUGCAUUCAGACUUUUAAGCAUUAAACAUAAAUAACUUCUAAAA